UGAACUGUAAUAAAUAAGUUUGUAAUAACUGUAAUAAAUAAGUAAUAAAUAAAUAAGUUUGAGCUUUGCUGUAUCAAAAAGAUUUCAACAUUACAGCAACAUGGUAUCAGUUCCAAGACUAACAAAUUCUACAGCUAAACUUAGCCAGUAAUUUGGCUCGGGACCUGAAAUAGCAAAAUGAGGUUUGUGGGUUAUUUCAAAAUUAGUAAUUUCAUAGCUUUGCCACUUCCUGUAUGCCCCUUUAAUUAUUUAUAUUUCUGUAUUUUUCCCCUCCAAAAUAUCCUGUAAUGUGUGGUUUUUUUAAAAAAAAUGUAGUUAUGAAGAACGCAAGAACUUCAAGAAUGCAAGAAUUUGUGCUGUACAGAAUUUGAAACUACAAAGAAACCUCCCAAAUACCCAAGAAAAAGUGCAUUUCCUUUUUGAACAAAUAAUUGAAUUACAUUUGUAAUAUGCACUACCAUUUAGGGCCAAACUAUACAUUCAAGUUUUUUAAAAGUCCAAGUUUAAGUAAUUUUCCCCAUGAUGAAAUAUAGUGUGUGUGUGCGGGAUGUAUUUCCCCAUUUUUGCCAUUGUGGUGUAUAUUUACAUGCUGUGUGAUUGCAGAGGAACCCGAGUUGGGUCUGGGAUCCUGGUGGACUCAACUGUUAAAAAAUAUAUAGUAACUGAUAUUCUUAGGGCACUGAAAGCAAUGUGAUUAAUUUGGAAAUAUUCUACAGUACAUGAUUUUAAAUUAUUUAAUUGUAGCUAUACAAUUUGUAUGAGAAAAUGCCCGUUCAGGCUGAUGUGCUGAUUUCUACCAAUUCAUAGAUGGUGUAUUUCAGAUAAUGUUGGUUGGCUGCCUGUGUUUACAUUAAUCUUUUCCAGUUCCAUCAAUUUGCAUGCUCAUUCAAGUGUAGCUCCAUAAAUAGUUUCCAUUUUCAGGCAUGGGAAUAAUACUGACAGUCAUUGUUAUCAAGCUAUUGUGUACAACCAGGAUGUCCUGGGGAAAGACUGUAUUCAAAGCUGAUGUUAAGUAAUAUCAGUUGUUUCAGUGAUUGUUUAACGGAAAACAUUAGGAAUCUUUGGAUGGAAGUGUUAUGGAAAGAAGCUGUGAACUUCAAGGAGGUUAAUGAAGAAAACAAGAGAGAAGUCUUAAGUGAAAUAUUCUCUUCUAUCGAUACACUAGCAUUUACCUUUGGAAACAUAGUUUCAGACUUCCUUAUGGGAGAUGUAGACAAUGGGUCAGCAUUGGGUCUUCCUGUAUCUCGACAGAGUCAGUCUUUUGAAAAUCUUUCUGCGGAUUCCGGGGGAUCACUGCAUGAAAGAGAUGACAUCCAAGGGACAGGGCAUUUUAGAGGUGAAGAAGUUGAUAGCAUCCUCUUAAGAAAUGAUAGUGGAAUUGAAUCGGCUCUGUCCUAUGCUAAAGCAUGGUCCAAAUAUACAAAGGACAUAGUUACAUGGGUAGAAAAAAAGCUUAACUUGGAAAUGGAGUGUACUAAAGGCUUGGCAAAAAUGGCUGAAGCAACUAAGGCUAUUAUUGGACCCCAGGAUUACAUGCCAUUCCAAACAAUAUUCAUAAAUGCAUUUCAAAAUGAUAUAGAGAACAGUCAGCUUUGGCAACAGACAGCAGCAGCUCUCCAAGCUAACAAAUUUGUUCAGCCACUCCUUAACAGAAAAAAUGAGUUGGAUAAACAAAGGAAGGAGAUCAAGGAGCUUUGGCAACGAGAACAAAAGAAAAUGCAAGAACUGGAAUCCACAGUGAGAAAAACAAGGCUGUUAUACAUUCAGCGGCAAGAUGAAUAUGAAAAGGCAAAAUCAUCUACUGCUCGUGCUGGAGAAGAGCAUCUAAUCUCCAAUGGGGGCAUUGUUAAAGAUGCUAGCAAAUUAGAGAAAAAACGGAAGCUGGAAGAAGAGGCUCUCCAAAAAGCUGAAGAAGCCAAUGAACAUUUCAAAGCCAGUGUGGCAGAAAUUGAAGAAAAGCGAAGUGAUCUAGAAAAUCUCAAAAGUGAUAUCUUAACACAGCUGCGGGAACUUGUGUAUCAGUGUGACUUAACACUUAAAGCUGCAACAGUUAAUCUGUUCCAGAUGCAACAUGCCCAAGUUGUAUCUGUUCCAGUUAACUGUCAGUCUCUCUGUGAGAGUGCCAAGCUGUACGACCCAGGACAGAAGUACUCUGAGUUUGUGAAAAAUUUGCCAAAAGAUGAUGUCGCCAUUGAAUCCAGUUCCUUUGAAACUCAGAGCUCCCAAGUUGGAGGGAUUUUCAGUAAACGAUUAAACCAUGCACAUGCGUCCCAAGGAAACUUAUCCCAGUGUUCAGGAGACUUUCCCAUUCGUGCAGUAGAAGACAUUGGAAGCCCAUCCUAUCAUCGCUCCCAAAAGAUUGGGGAAAAAAGAUCUUCUAGCAGUACUGAUAUCUCUGUUACAAGGGGACCGCCACCAUUUAGGUCCUGGUCUGUUGGUAACCAAAGUGGAGGAAUGUGCAGUGACUCUGAAAGUGCAGGAGGGAGCAGUGAGUCACGAUCUGUGGACUCUCCAUCUGCAAGUCCAGGAGACUUUAAAAGGAGACUUCCUCGAACACCAUCUACUGGUACCAUGUCAUCUGCUGAUGAUCUUGAUGAGAGAGAGCCACCCUCUCCUUCAGACUGUGGUCUAAAUGAUCUCGUGACCGAAAUUGCCAGUUCACCUGGACCAUUUAGAAACACUCUUCUGUCUAAGGCAGCUCAGACACACAAGCUGAGGAAGCUGAGGGCUCCAUCUAAAUGUAGAGAAUGUGACAGUCUGGUGGUAUUCCAUGGUGCAGAAUGUGAGGAGUGUUUUCUUGCCUGUCAUAAGAAAUGCUUGGAGACUUUAGCUAUUCAAUGUGGACACAAAAAACUUCAUGGAAGACUUCAUCUUUUUGGAGUAGAGUUUACUCAAGCUGCCAAAAAUACUCCUGAUGGUAUUCCCUUCAUCAUCAAAAAGUGUACCUCUGAAAUUGAAAGCAGAGCAUUGAAUGUAAAGGGUAUAUAUCGUGUGAAUGGAGCCAAAUCAAGGGUUGAAAAGCUCUGUCAAGCAUUUGAAAAUGGAAAGGACUUAGUAGAGUUGUCAGAACUCUAUGCGCAUGAUAUAAGUAAUGUCCUUAAGUUGUAUCUUCGUCAGCUCCCAGAACCUUUGAUUUUGUUUCGGCUUUAUAAUGAAUUCAUUGGACUUGCAAAAGAGAGUCAAAAUAUUAAUGAGGAAUUUGAUGUGAAACAGAUAAGUUCCAGAUCAAAAAAAGGGCAAUCAGUGUGUAUCGAAUUGAAUAGGAUCAUUCUUAAAAUCAAAGAUCUCCUCAAACUUCUACCUGCACCAAACUAUAACACGCUGCAGUUUCUUAUAGGCCACCUGCAUAGGGUUACAGAACAGUCUGAUGAAAAUAAAAUGUCUGCGAGCAACCUUGGCAUUAUAUUUGGCCCAACUCUUAUCAGGCCACGUCAGACAGAUGCUACAGUCUCUCUUUCUUCACUUGUGGACUAUCCAUAUCAAGCUCGGGUAGUGGAGCUUCUUAUAUCCAAUUAUGAGAAGAUCUUUGAUAUUAUGCUGCAGCCAUUAUCAGAUUCAGCUCGGUCUGAUGAAAAUGCUACUUAUGCUAAAAGUAUUCUUUUGCCAGAAGAUCAAGAACAGCAGCAAAGGAAAAUUGCAUCCUGUAUUGCUCUGAAGGAAAACAUCCAAAAUGAGAGUAAAGAUUCAGAAAUUGCUGUAUUACUUGAUGAACCAGAUACUGCUACAGACAUGCUGAAGAUUUCUAAUGAAUUAACAGACAACACUGAGAUUCCGGUUUCCAAUCAAGACAAUGAACCAUCCCUCCCAGCAGCUGAGGAUGGUGUUAAAACCAGUUCCUUAUUCAGACCUAAUCGUCAAAUAACCAAAGUUCAGUUACGUUCUCAGAGGACAAAGCCCGUUGUUCGCCCUGUCAGUUUACCUCUAGGUCAAAUGCUUCUCCCCUGUGUUUUGAAUGAGAAAAAUUCCCGAAAUGCAGGGCUAAGUACAGAAAAGCUUGGCAAAAGCCCUGUUAUUGAAGAGGUUUCUGAGACACCGUUGCUUCCAGCUGUUAAUGUCGGCUGUAGGCUUUCUUGUUAUGAUUCUCAGACUCUGAAGAAGACUUGGGACAAGCAGUAUAAACAAUAUGAUAUGACUGCAAGGACAGCAAUGAUUGUGACGAGUCUACCCCAGGAAAAUCGAACACAAGAGCCAGUGAACACAUGUGCCUUAGCUUCAUCAAGUAGCAUUGUUAACAGUUCCGUGAAUGCCAUACUGCCCAAUAAGCCAUAUACAAUACCUGUCAGAGCUGCAAGGACAACUGCAGGAGGACAUACCCCAGACUCUAAUCCCCUUGCUGCUUUCAGAACACCAAGAACAUUACAGCCACCACCAGGGACAUUCUAUAAACCACCAGCCAACAAUAAGCCCAAACAGAACGACGAGAGUCCUUCUCCUAAACUCUGUACAGCAGUUGUGAAAGAUGAGACUCCAAAGCUAUCAGUGAACCCCGGGCUUGCUCAGAGUUCCGUGGAUUCCUCUAGCCACCAUGUAAAGCAACAAAAAAUCACUUCAGAAGCUGUUUCCCCUACAGACUUGAAACCCACUUAUCAGAGAUUAAGGCCAAAGCGGAUGCAAGAAUUGGAACAUAGGGAAGCUCACUUCGUUUAGGGCAACAAAACCUAUUUGGAACUGUUAAACAGUUUUGUGGUCUUGUCCAGGGGAACUUCAUUCCUAGAAGAUUUCACCUUUGUGCCAUAUUGGAAUUGUUUUAUAUAUAUGUGUGUGUGUGUGUACAGAAUUUUAAAAAUAUGGGUUGUAAAAAAAGCUGUGAAAAAAUAAUGAAGUGAGUUUUUUAAUUCAUUAGAUUUUUCUCAAAAUAUAUUUAAAUGCAUUCCCAGCAUAAAAGCAGCUAAAAAAGAUGCAGCUGAGAAGCCCAGUAGUCACAUUCCUUGUGUGUGGAGUUUCCCUCCUGUUUUUGGAAGCCAAUUAAUUAUUCUUGAGCAUAGCAAUGAAAGGAACCAUUUCUUCAGUAUAAAUGUGUUGAUUAGACUGCAGGGUAAGAAAUAGAGCUACUUAAUUUAAGAAAUGAACCAAAGCUUGAAACAUUGCUCUAAAAUGUCCAUAUUCAUUUUUGUUCCUAGUCAGUGCAAUUUAAUAUUUUUGCUCCUGAAUAGAUUACAUAUAGGCCAAUAUGGCCUUUGUGUAUCAUAUAUCAUAUAUGUGUGUAUUAUACAACUACAUGUUAAUCUGUUGAUGUUCUGUGUUGUCACUUGAGCAUUGCUUGUACAGAAUAUGUAUAAUUGAGCAUUACAUGUCCAGUUGUCAGGUGGGUUAAAUGCACAAAAAUCUAGCUAGUUCAGGUGUCCUUCAGGAAGGAAGGCAAUUGGAAGCAAUACUGCCAUCCCUACUUAUUAAAAGGCUAGCAUUCCCUCCUCUCACUACGAAUAGCUUCUUCUAGUGCUAACGGAGAUGAGAUUAAGAUUGUAGGUCCAAGGUUUGAUGAAAUAGGUUACAGUAUUCAAAAAACAGAACAGUUAGUAACAGCAUCAAGUGGUUUUCCAUUUUGUAAUGUUUUAUAAGUACUGUUUGCUUUAAAUAUACAUUAAUGUGUUAACAUUUCACUGAGUUUAUGUAUUCUAUGAUGCCCAUCUUACUGAAUAUAGAACUUUUGUGAGUUGAUAUAAUAUUCUAUGAAUGAAUAUAUUUGUGUUUACUUAAAAUUAUUCUGUACAAAAAAGGUUUGUUUUGGUUUGCACAUUGCACAUGCAAAAGUAUUAACAUGAUGAAAAUUUUUUAAAGAAUAGAAAAUACUGGAAAGCUUUUUAAAAUUGCUUUUAGAGAUUGUUAAUUCAAAAUCAAGAGUGGGAUGUCAGUACAAUAGCAAGUGGGGUUAUAAAGCCAACCACCUCUUCCCAUAGGAAUGCUGAAACUUUUGCUGCAUAAAAUUUCUCCUGUAUUCUGAUGUUUGCAGAAAAUCUGUAUAUAUUUGCUGAAGCCAUAGCAGACAAAUGGAGGUCCAUUUUUUAAUCUUUUGAGUGGACUUAAUGCACUGAAACUAUGUUGUAGAUGCAACCCCUGAACAAGGAAUCUUAAUUAGGGCACCAUUAAAGAACUUAGCUGGGAGAGGCUGAAGUUCUCUCUUACAAACUGAUAAAAUGAGGCCUCCUAUGUCAGGAAGGAACUGUUAAGAUAAUAUCUUAAGUAUAUUUAUUGACAUAGUUGUGUGAUAUAGCAGCUCAUGGUGUCAUUGUUGUAUCUUGUGUAAAAUAAGUGAGGUAUUGUAUUCCAUUCUGCUGCAACUGAUAAGAUAUAUUUUCACUGAUUACAUGACUUUACAGUUAUUACACCAGCACACACAACACAAAUACACCCUAGAAGGUUAUGCACAUGGCUUUGGGCAUGGUCUCCACAUGCAGCACUAUGAGAUAUAGAAUAAGCUUUUGUGUUUCAAACAGGAUGUAAAAUGUUCCUCCAAGCAACCAUCUCAUUAUGCUGGGGAGUUAGGACAACUUUUCAUGCUGAGUGUUCCAUUUGCAGUAAAUUAGUCAUCUAGGAAAACAUUUAUAAACAUAAUCUGUCCUUCAGUUUGAAAUGGCACAAGCUAUUCUACCAUCUCAGCACUCUACCAUUUCAUUCCACUGCCAAUAUAGAUCAGGGGAUAGUUUUAAUAUCACUUCAAAGUUGACAUGAAGAUCCAACUAGAUCUGGCUGCUAGGUAGCAUCUGUGGGUUUGCACAGAAAGCCGAGUCCAAAACAGAAUUUAUAUGAGAACUAAUCCAACUCUUCAUUGUACCACAAAUGUGUUAGUGUCUACUUUCUGUUCAUUAUAUAAAAUUUUUGAACACUGAUGGUAAUCAAAAUUGAGUGUCCUAUACCUAAUAAAUCAAACUUUGCUAAUA
Messenger RNA from Sphaerodactylus townsendi, 6878 nucleotides. It is a transcript of the gene ARHGAP29, whose product is annotated as Rho GTPase activating protein 29. The transcript has 21 exons. The coding region runs from base 1006 to 4647 and encodes 1213 amino acids. Lineage: Eukaryota; Metazoa; Chordata; Lepidosauria; Squamata; Sphaerodactylidae. Gene Ontology annotation, cellular component: cytoplasm. The record is from RefSeq and is a predicted model, not a curated record. Gene Ontology annotation, biological process: signal transduction; activation of GTPase activity. Gene Ontology annotation, molecular function: GTPase activator activity.